AUGGUUGCCGCUACUUCAGAGGAGAUGGUCGCAUUGAGUACCACCCAGGUGAUCAUUCAUCCAUUAGUAUUACUUUCCGUAACAGACCAUGCGGCCCGAGUAGCCAAGGGUGGAUCGAAGAGAGUGGUAGGAGUACUACUGGGGCAGGACUUGGGGAGCUCGCUGAAUGUAGCGAACUCGUUUGCGGUACCGUUUGAUGAGGAGGAGGUAGCUUCAUCCUCAACGGGCACGAGCCAGCCACCGUCAUGGUUCCUCGACCACAACUUCGUCGAGUCGAUGGGCGAGAUGUUCAAGAAGGUCUCGGCCAAGGAGAAGCUCAUCGGCUGGUACCACACCGGUCCUAAACUCCGCUCGACUGACCUCGAGAUCAACGAGGUCUUCAAACGCUACUGUUCUCGUCCUGUCAUGGUCAUCGUCGACGUUCGCGCCGAUUGUGGGGUCGUCAAAGGCUCCGUAACCGAUGCAUAUUUCGCCAUCGAGGAGAUCAAAGACGAUGGUACGGCGACCCAAAAUACAUUCAUGCAUGUCCCAUCGUCGAUCGAGGCAGAAGAAUCUGAAGAGAUUGGGGUCGAACAUCUGUUACGAGACAUCAAGGAUCUUUCGACGGGCACGCUGUCGACCCGGGUGACCGGCCGGUUGAAUUCACUGCGAGCAUUACAGGCCCGGUUGGGGGAGAUCAGCGAGUAUUUGGAGGGCGUGCUUGCAGGAAAGCUACCAGUGAACCACCAGAUCAUCUACAACCUCCAGGACAUCUUCAACCUCCUGCCCAACAUCGACCUCAGUCCUUCCUCAUCUGCAGCUAACGACCGUUCAAAACCUUUGACCGUCGUCACCAACGACCAGUUGUUGGUCGUCUAUCUCUCCAGCCUCAUCCGCGCCGUCAUCGCUCUCCACGGUCUCGUCAAUAACAAACUCGAAAACCAAAACUCGUCUAACGCUAUCGAACAACUAGACAGUAAUUCCCAAUCUAGUCCCAACACCUCAACCACUACUACCAGUACUGCCAAUAAUAAUAACAGCUCGGAUUCAAAUUCUGGCCCGGACAAGAAAAAGUGA
Messenger RNA from Puccinia triticina, 1056 nucleotides. RefSeq lists its product as uncharacterized. Gene Ontology annotation, molecular function: protein binding; metallopeptidase activity. The record is from RefSeq and is a predicted model, not a curated record. The transcript is spliced from 4 exons. NCBI's taxonomy places the organism in Eukaryota, Fungi, Basidiomycota, Pucciniomycetes, Pucciniales, Pucciniaceae. Gene Ontology annotation, cellular component: proteasome complex; proteasome regulatory particle. Gene Ontology annotation, biological process: proteasome-mediated ubiquitin-dependent protein catabolic process. The coding region runs from base 1 to 1056 and encodes 351 amino acids.